AAAGUCCCGGCGCUACGGACGAAUUGCACAAUUGACAGGUACGGAGAACAUACCGACGCCGGUUGGCUCCGGACUAGACAUAGUGCGUAUCCCGCGCGCUUUCUUGGUGAUAACUUCAAGCGAGUGCGAAACAGUCCAGCCUCGGUGCCAUUUCCAACCGACGGUGAGCAAAAUCAACAUCAAGAAAUCAGUUCUAGCAGAACACUCGCAAUGACAGUCGAUGCUGUGGAUCACAAGGCGUUGCCCAAGAUUGAGCUUCAUGCCCAUCUUAGUGGCAGCAUCAGUCGCCAGUGUCUCCAUGAAGUCUGGCUGAAAAAGAAGGAAAAUGGCGAAACGGACCUUCAGGAUCCCUUGAUUGAGAUGCCAUUGGGUAAACAUGAUUAUGACUUGAAGACCUUCUUCCCCCUCUUCUCCUCCUACAUCUACCACCUCGUCUCCGACGUCUGGGCCCUCCGCUACACCACCCUCUCCGUCCUCUCUGACUUCGCCUCCGACGGCGUUGUCUACCUCGAGCUGCGCACCACUCCGCGCGCCAUGCCUCACGCCGGUUUAACCAAAGCUCAAUACGUCUCAACCAUCCUCUCCGCCAUCGCCGAGUUCGAAAGCACCACCACUAGUGCCUUGAAGACAAAACUCAUCCUCUCUGUCGACCGGCGCAACACCCUUCCGGAAGCCUACGAAGUCCUCGCCCUCUGCCGCCAGUUUUCCGGACAAGGGGGGGUGGUAGGCAUCGACCUCUGCGGCGACCCUGCAAAGGGGCCCAUCGACAUUUUUACUCCUGUGUUUGAGGAGGCCAGGCGGACAAUUCCUGGGUUAGGAAUAACGCUGCACUUUGCCGAGGCCGAGGCGUCGGGAACAGAGGAGGAGUUGUUGACGUUACUGAGCUGGAAACCGGAUCGGAUUGGGCAUGUAAUUCAUUUGAACAAAAGAAUCAGGGAGAAGGUGAAGAGGAGGGGUGGGAUGGGGUUGGAGUUGUGUCUGAGUUGUAAUGUCCAUGCGGGCAUGGUUUGUGGGGGGGUUGAGAGCCAUCAUUUUGGAGAGUGGUGGAAGGUUGAGGAGACGGUUGUUGUUUUGAGUACCGAUGAUGUUGGCGUCUUCGGCAGCCCGUUGUCCAACGAAUAUGCACUCGUGGCCAAACACUUUGGGCUUACCAGAGCCGAUAUUUGCUCGCUUGUGAGAAGGGGGAUAGAUGUCAUCUUUGGAGGAGAUGAAGAGAAGGAGAGGCUCAGGGCUUUGAUGUGGUCUGCAUGAUCGUUGUAUGUAAAGUGGCACCGGAAGGAACUCGAUAGCAAGAAGAAACACAGCCUGUGGUUGAUCUAUCA
Messenger RNA from Neurospora crassa OR74A, 1322 nucleotides. RefSeq names its product adenosine deaminase. The record is from RefSeq and is a predicted model, not a curated record. NCBI's taxonomy places the organism in Eukaryota, Fungi, Ascomycota, Sordariomycetes, Sordariales, Sordariaceae. The coding region runs from base 211 to 1251 and encodes 346 amino acids. The transcript is spliced from 5 exons. Gene Ontology annotation, biological process: adenosine catabolic process; inosine biosynthetic process. Gene Ontology annotation, molecular function: adenosine deaminase activity.